Molecule: messenger RNA, 1996 nt
Organism: Stylophora pistillata
Lineage: Eukaryota; Metazoa; Cnidaria; Anthozoa; Scleractinia; Pocilloporidae
Product: MAP kinase-activated protein kinase 5
Biological process (GO): protein phosphorylation
Molecular function (GO): ATP binding; protein kinase activity
Source: RefSeq, a predicted model, not a curated record
AUGACCGUUAGGGAAGGAAAUCUGAAGAUGGCGAAUGCUGCCGGUCGCGAACUCCAAUUUAAGACCACACCAUUAGAAGAUGACUACACAAUUGACUGGAGCAAGAGGCUUGGUUCAGGAAUCAGUGGGCCAGUUAGGUUGUGCACACAGAACAAAACUGGAAAACAGUUUGCAUUAAAAUGUCUGAUGGAUUCUAAAAAAUCAAGAACAGAGGCCAAGGUGCACUACUUGUGCAGUGGUCACGCCCAUGUUGUAGCAGUAAUAGAUGUUUAUGCAGUCAGCUUUAAAUUUCCAGGAGAAAUGAGACCUGUUCCUAGGAUUUUAAUGGUUAUGGAGUUGAUGGAGGGAGGUGAACUGUUUGAGCUUGUCAGAACAAAGAGACGUUUCACUGAAAAAGAGGCUGUUAAUUUUACGAAACAAAUUGCAUUAGCAGUUUACCAUUGCCAUUCAUUCAAUGUAGCUCAUAGAGAUCUAAAACCGGAGAACUUACUUCUUUUGGACAAGACUGAGAAAGUGGUAAUCAAGCUUGCUGAUUUUGGUUUUGCCAAGAUUGACCGUGGAGAUCUUGUUACCCCACAGUUUACUCCCUAUUAUGUUUCUCCUCAGGUUCUGGAAGCACAACGAAUCCACCGUGCUCAGAAGUCAGGGAGAUUUCCUUUUUUGUCAAAACCUUACACAUAUGACAAGAGCUGUGACAUGUGGUCAUUAGGUGUUGUUAUCUACAUCAUGCUCUGUGGAUAUCCACCGUUUUAUUCAGAGGUACCUCGUAAGCAAUUGUCUCAGGGAAUGAGGCGUAGGAUCAUGGCUGGGGAAUAUGAUUACCCUGAAAAGGAGUGGUCAAAGAUUUCAUCGGAUGCAAAGGAUGUCAUCGCCAGCCUAUUGCGAGUUGAACCUGCUCAAAGACUGACAGUCACAGACCUGCUUGAGCACCAGUGGCUUAACGAAGGCACUGUUUCUGAUAUUCCACUCGAUACACCUUCAAUUAUCGUUGCAGAUGAGGAAGCAUUCCAAGAGGCGAUGAAUGCGCAUUCGGCACAGCUUACAAAGAUGAGGUUACCUGAGCGCUCAGUGGUACUGAAGGCUGUGACGAAGGCCAAGAACCCAAUUCUGAUGAAGAGAAAGAACAUGUUUAAUCUCAGUUCGUUCUUCACCAAAAACAACGGGGCAUCGGCAUCGUCCACAGAUGUUGAUCGAACAAAAAGCGAUGCUUCCAUCAAGUCUUUGAGAGACAUAAUAGCAUUUUGUAUGCUUUCUCCUCAGCCACUCGAUGGAGUUACAGAAACUUCCGAAGGUCCAAGUCCCGAAGAAGAACUUCCAAGACUCGUCUCUCUUGCUCUAGAGCAGAAUACGAACUCCCAGCGACUCAAACAAGCUCUUGUCAAGCAGUCUUGGGAUGGAGAGAAGUUCGCUGGAGCAGUCGACAAGCGCACGUUAGCCAAAGACAUCAGUGACAUCGUAAAGAAAAUGUGACAUGUCGGAGGAACUGCUCUGAAAGAAUGUAACCUCAAGCACUCAGAUGGUUUGGUCCGAAGAAAUGAACUCCCAAGCUUUGACUUACACCGCAUGCGUGGGAUCAGAUGUUAGCUCUUCAGAGGUAGUGAGGUAGGCAGACAUUGCUGAUAGCUAGAUUCCGAGGUGUGAGUAAAGCUAGACGGGGAAAGCCAGGGAGAUGUCGCACGCAACGCUCUCGCAAUGAAAAAAAGUCACUCCCAUCAAAAUUUUAUUCGUAGACCUCUAGAAUCACCAUACUUUUCUUAGCCGUUCUUGGUGUCUUUUAUACAGUGACAUCAUUUUUACAGCAUCAAUGCCAGCUUCUUCCAGUUGAUUCCUAUCGUAUCUUCAUAUAUUGAUACGGAUUAUUUUUCUCAAACAAAUAAUUACGUGUAUACCUUUGAUGUAUAGUUACAUUAGUUUUAUCUUUCAACACAUUUUGAAAAGGAAGUACAGUCAUGAUGAUAAAGCAAUAAUAUAUUUUUAACGGAGUUGAAUUUUAAAA